Megalops cyprinoides (Indo-Pacific tarpon) is the source of this 5527-nucleotide messenger RNA. Its product is annotated as cilia- and flagella-associated protein 44. Gene Ontology annotation, molecular function: protein binding. Lineage: Eukaryota; Metazoa; Chordata; Actinopteri; Elopiformes; Megalopidae. The coding region runs from base 30 to 5462 and encodes 1810 amino acids. The record is from RefSeq and is a predicted model, not a curated record. The transcript has 35 exons.
CGUCAUGCUCUGCGCAUACAUUGACCGUCAUGCUCCGCGCCGGCGGAGUGGUUGCCGGGCAACUCACUCAAACGAACAUGGACCCGUCGGAGAAGCAGGCAGAAGAAACCGCCUCAAAUGAGGAGGAGAAGGAGCGCCAGGCCAGCGGCGCAGAGACCCCCCCUACAGGGGAGGAGGUGGACGCAGACACAGCAGAGACGGAAGAGGGAGAGGACUCCACGGUCAGGGUGAUCCCACAGGACAUGUACUACGACUAUGAGGAGCUGUACUCACGCGCCUUCAUCAGUCCUGACUCCAGCAUCCCAGCCAACCUGCUGCAGCUCACGCACUCGUUUGGGUAUGACUGCGCUCGGCGCUGUAACCUGCAGCUGCUGGAUGAGCAGACGCUGGCGUUUGUGGCGGGAAACCUUCUGGUGCUGCUGGACCUGCAGAGCAGAGAGCAGCGCUACCUGCGCAGCUGCAGCGGCGGGGGGAUCGGCACCAUCAUGGCUCACCCCAGUAAGGAAUACUUUGCUGUGGCAGAGAAGGGGCAUCACCCCAACAUCAUCAUCUAUGAGUUUCCCUCCCUGCGCCCCUAUCGCCUGCUCAGAGGCGGGACGGUGGAGGCGUACAGUUGUGUGGAUUUUAACCGGGAGGGCGCCCUGCUGGCCAGUGUGGGUAGUGCGCCGGACUACAUGCUGACGCUGUGGGAGUGGGCGCAGGAGCGGGUGCUGCUGCGCUGCAAGGCCUUCUCCCAGGACGUGUUCCGGGUCACCUUCUCGCCCUACAACCCCGGCCAGCUCACCACCUCCGGCUCCGGACACGUCAAGUUCUGGAAGAUGGCCAACACCUUCACCGGCCUCAAGCUGCAAGGGCAGCUGGGAAGGUUUGGGAAGACCGCGCUGACCGACAUCGAGGGCUACGUGGAGCUGCCUGAUGGCAAGGUGGUGUCGGGCUCGGAGUGGGGUAACAUGCUGCUGUGGGAGGGGGGUCUGAUUAAGGUGGAGAUCUGCAGGGAGAGGGGCAAGCCCUGCCACAGCGGCUCCAUCCAGCAGUUUGCUCUGGACGAGGGAGAGCUGAUCACCAUCGGCACGGACGGGGCCAUCCGGGGCUGGGAUGUGGAGAAGAUUGACGCUGCAGACUGUGCGGAUGAUUCCGGAAUGUUUGUGAUGGAGCCGAUGAAUGAGAUGCUGCUGGGGCGUCACGUCCGCCUCACCUCCAUGGUGAAGAGCUCGGUGCCCGAGUCCCUCAUCUGGUUCGCUCAGGACUCCAAUGGCUGCAUCUGGAAGCUGGACCUCUCCUUCUCCAACAUCACCCAUGACCCUGAGUGCUUGUUCUCCUUCCACGCGGGAGCCAUCCAGGCCAUGGACGUCUCCCCCACCUCCUACCUGAUGGCCACCACAGCGCUGGACCGUACUGUGAGGAUCUAUGACUUCUCUGCUAAAAGGGAGCUGACAGUGAGCCAGUACAUUCAGGGAGGCACAGCACUGAGCUGGGCACCUUGCUCGGUGAGCACCCAGGGUGCUGUGCUGGCGGUGGGAUUCUCGGAUGGGGUGCUGCGCCUCCUGGAGCUCUAUCGUUCCCUGGGCCUGGAGGAGGAGGUGGGGCUGACCCCCAGCAGGGAGGCGGAGCUCCGCCUCAAACAGGCCCUCAAGCCCCACAAUGCACCUGUGACCGCCAUCGCGUUCAAGCACAGCGGGGAGCUGCUGGCCACGGGGAGUGCAGACGGCACCGUCUUCUUCUUCACAGUGGGGGAGACCUGCGCUCCCAUCGGCUUCAUCAGGGUCCCUGCGCCCGUCCAGUGCCUGCAGUGGGCCCCAAAAGAGCACGACAGGAACACCCUGCUGAUUGUGUGUGAGAGCAGUUAUGUGCUGGAGGUCCAGGCCCCUGCAGCCGAGUCUCACACGCCCACGAGCACCUAUGAGAUGCAGGGCUUCCCCACCCUCACCUUCCACUUCCACAGCAUCAAGGCCCGAAUACAGAGAGAGAUGGAGAUUGCUCGGAGAGAGGCCCUGAAGGAGAAGAGGAGGAAGGAAAAGGAAGAGAGGGAGAAGCAGAAGGCUGAUGCCACCCAGGAAGAGGAGGAGGAGAAGAAAGAGGAAGAGGAGGAGCUGCCCCCCCUCCACACCCCUGACUCCCCCAGCCCCAUGCUCUGCGCAUUCUACUCCCAGCCGGGAGCCUUCUGGCUUUCCAUGGGUGGCUACGAUGCAGGAUUCCUGUAUCACUGCCGGUUUUCGGAGCAGCAGGAGGGAGACCCCGCGCUGAGACGGGACGAGCCCUUCGCCUUCCUCCCGGUGCAGGACACCGAGGACGACCCCAUCUGCACCCUGAGCUUCAGCUCGGACAGGCAGCUGCUGCUGUGUGGGAUGCAGACGGGGUGCGUCAGGGUGUUCCCCCUGCAGCCGCCCGACCCCCCCCUCUCCUCCCUCACCGCCUUCUGGGCCCUCAGUGUCCAUGACAACCAGUACGGCCGGGUGCGCAGUGUGCGCUGUAGCCAUGACGACCGCUUCGUCCUGAGCGCCGGGGACGACGGCAACAUCUUCGCCUUCAGCCUGCAGCCCAGCGAGCCGCCGGCAGGAGCCCUGCAGCACAGCCAGACCCGCAUCCCCUCCCCCCCGGCUGAUAUCGACCUGGAGCAGGUGGUACAGGACAUAGUGGACCCCAACGCAUACAGCAUCGAGACGGCCAAGCAGAGGACGGAGCUGGACCGCCUGCGCCGGGAGGCGGAGCAGAGGAAGGAGGAGAGGAGGAGGAGGCUGCUGGAGCUGCAGGCACAGUUUAAACAGCUGCUGCAGCGCAACCAGAGCCUCCCGGAGCAUGUGCGCCUGCCGCCCGAGGAGCUGGAGCUGGACCCUCGCUUCCGGGAGGAGGCGGAGCGCCUGACCGCUCUGCGGAUUCGGGAGGUGCAGAAAGAGCUGGCCUGGGAGGCGGAGCGCCACCAGAUCGGCCUGAAGAAGCUGCAGGACCGGUUCUGGGAGAGUCUUGAGUCGGACAUCAUCACGGUGGUGGCGUGUCAGAGUGAGCACAGGGUCUCCACAUACCGGCUGCUGCCCCCGUCCCACAGGUUCCUCAAACUGCAGGGGCAGUGCCAAACCCAGCGGGCGGGGCAAGAUCCCCGGCCCUGCAGAGCGGGCUCCGGCAAGGGCUCAGCCACAGGAGAGCCGGACUCCGCCCCCAGCGCGGGCGAACGGGAGCCAGGGGGACAGAGAGAAGAGGAGCAGGAUGACCUGGGGGUGCUGCAGGGGCGGGGUAUGAGGGGGAGGGUAGCGGGCCACCAGGGGGAGCGGCAGCAGAAGGCUGCAGAGAAGGCGGAGCAGGUCAAAGCCAAAAUUGAGAGGCGCAAGCAGGAGUGGGCGGAUCUCUUUGCCUCUAAGCCGGAUCAGGACUAUGAGGACCCUGCAGAUGUGCUUGCUCUCCAGCAGGCCAUCGAGCACAUGGGAGACUUCAAGCUGAAGACGGCCAAGGACUUCACCGUCCCGGAGCAGCUGAGGAUGAACACCGAGAGGAAGAGGAGCCAGCUGCUCGUCCUGGAGGAGGAGAUCUGUGAGAGGAAGCAGCAGCUGAACGGCCGCAUCGUGAGGCUGCGUGAGGAGAAGCUGCAGCUGAUCUGGCGGCUGCAGAGGUGGGCGCAGCAGCUGGACGCGGUGCAGACGCAGCUGCCUGCGCAGAAGCGCCUGCAGACGCUGCCGCUGCCCGUGCUGCGGCCGGAGGAGGCCCCCGAGCGCAGGCUGCAGUACACCCCCGCCACCCUGCGCCGCUUCGCGGAGCUGCGGGAGGCCCGGGCGCGCGGGCGGGGCCUGGAGGAGGGCGAGGAGGCGCCCAGCGUGCUCCACCUGCUGCAGCACGGCGACGACCCCGCCCACCCCACGCCGACCGCGCCCCGCGGCCACGCCCCCCACCCACCGCACCACAGAGAGCUGACCGAGCUGGAGGAGGAGAUGAGGACCCUGCAGGAGAUUCGACUGUGCUGUCAGCAGGAGGAGCUGCUGUCCCAGAUGAGAGAGGCGGUGUGGCGCUUCGAUGCUGAGCUGCAGGUUCUGCGUCAUGAGAAGGUGUGUUUGGACAUGCGGAUGAAGAUGGCGGACCUGCGUCAUGUGACCCUGUUCCAGGAGCUGCUGCUGCUCAAGGACUUUGAGAAGAGAGAGAACAACCUGCAGGAGAGACUCCGAGCCCGCACCCAGGAGGAGAACGACACCCGACUGAAGUGGGAGGACUGUAAGAAGCAGCUGGAGCUGAAGCAGCAGGGCGUCGUGAAGCUGCAGCAGAGGGAGAAGGCCCUCAGCGCCUCCUUCCACGCCUCGCUGGGGGACAACAACAAGUUCAGCGACUUCCUCACCAGAGUCUUCAAGAAGAAGGUCAAGCGCGUCAAGAAGAAGGAGACGAGUGGCGACGAGGAGGAACAGGAGGACAGUGAGGAAGACUCUGAUGAAGAGUGUGACUGGGAUGAGGAGGAGAGUGAGGGAGAGUCAGAGAGUGGAGGCGCCCUGGACGACAGCGUCUGCCCUCCGUCCUGUGACCCCGCCCUGUUUGAGAACACCCUGCAGUUACGGGAGAGACGGCUGGACCUGGAGGAGCUGCUGGCGGAGGAGAAGAAGAGCUGUGACGCCCUGAGGAAAGAGUGCGACGCGCUGGCCAAGAAGGAGAAAGUGGUGCAGGCCAGCCUGAAGGCAGCAGAGGGCGACCUGGAGCUGUUUGACCGCGAGAAGCAGCAGAAACUGAACGAACUGGACGUGAUAGUUCCUCUCAGACUGCACCAGAUUGAGUUCCUCAGUAACGGUGUGUUGCCGAGCGAUGUCUCCGACGCGCUGGUGAUGAACACGGCGGCGCUGAAGGCCCUGCAGGCGCGAAUCCGCCAGCUGCAGAUAGAGAAGCAGGAGCAGGGAGACGCGUACCGCCAGGCGCGUCAGCGCCACGCCCUGCUCACACACGAGCACAGAGACAUGCAGGCCCGCAUCCACGAGCUGGAGGAGCGCUGUGAGGAGAUGAUGCUGGCGAAGUUUGGGCGGCUGGUGGAUUUGGAGGUGCUGCAGACGCUGUCAGGGAACAGCCAGCUGGAGGAGCUGAAGCAGGACUGCAGAGCCAAGGAGGCAGCCAACACACAGGAGCUCAAACGGUGGAAGGUGAAGCUGACCGAGACGAAGCGCAUCCUAAUGGAAGUGAGCAGACGGCACACUGAGCGGGUCUGCAUGCUGAACAGCCUGCUGAAGGAGAAGAAGGAGCUGGAGGAGAAACUGGAGAGCAGACAGAGGAAGAUGGGAGCUCAGUUCAGGGAGCGGCGUGUGGAGGUGGAGGAGAGGAGCAGGCUGCAGGCGGUGGUGGAGGUGCAGGGGCGGGAGAUGGAGGCUCUGAGGCAGGAGAUCACUGCACUGUCCCGCAAGGGGGGCCACGUGGCGCCCCCCAGCCAGCCCCGCUCUGCUGGCCGGAGGAAACCCAAACGAGAGGGGGGGGCACAGCCAGCUCUGUCAGCCGCCAGCCAGGAGUAACCCCCCCACUCACACACAGCAAUGCACACACACACACACUCACACUCUCUCACACACUCACAUAA